AUGCUAUUUACCAGUAACCUUGCACACUAAUAGCUUUAAAUGAAAGCAUAGUACGUAAGACCUCAUGUAUGAUGCGUAACCCCAUCGCUCUACACCCAUAGGUCGCCAGCUAUCGGCGGGACUAUCCUCAUACGAUAGCAGUAGCGUUUUACUAGACUCGAAGCAUGUGGAAUAAUACCCGUCGGGGUUGGCAUUCAAGGUGCCCUCAAGCAUUGCCAAGGCGCCAAGGACAACGCAAACUUUUGGGUCGAGGUUACCCAACCAACAUGCUUCUACACAUUCUGCUUAUGCUUUCGUCGGCGACGCUCGCCUUUUCACAAGCAAAUAUGGCUCCCAAUGGGUGGACGUGCUACGAGGAUUCGGAUGUCCCACCGGGCUUUGGGGAUGGCUUUGAACUCCAAGGCAGUUUCACUGAUGUAGUGGAUCAGGCCGUUGAAUACCAUUAUGACAAUAUAGUAUACCUUACUGGCGGCAAUGAGGCCUUCCUUUAUGAUGGUGCUAUUACCGCGGACAGCCGACUGUACUCCCCUGGCAAAGUGCUGUGCAUUAAGGGGGGAGCAGGCGGGCCCUUCGUUGCAAGUCACGCUCCUCCGCCGGCGACCGCGCCGCCAGCACCCAAACCCGCCUCAGAGCGGCCUGUUAUUGACUUCUAUUUCUGCUAUCUGGAUGCGGACAUACCGAACAAGUUACUACAUGUGUUCGAUGAGCAAGGACCCUAUAAUGCGACGCAGUUUGCGGAAGAAACUCAAAACGAUUAUGGAGCUUUCGUAAUCUCCGCUGAUAAAAUGCGCAUCAAUGCCUCCUAUGACACUUAUACCGCGGCGGACAGGGUGUACUCCCCGGGCGCAGUCCUGUACUUAUGGGGUGACGGGGCCCUAGGCGGACCCUGCACACCAACGCUUCCACCCACACCGUUCCCUCCACCUUCACCAGUGCCGUCGCCAUCACCCUCGCCGUUGCCAGUGCCCACGCCGGUGCCCACGCCGGUGCCCUCGCCCGUGCCCUCGCCGUCGCCAUCGCCGGUGCCCUCGCCAGUGCCCUCACCGUCGCCCUCGCCGGUGCCCUCGCCUUCACCCUCACCGGUGCCGUCACCCUCGCCGUCGCCAGUGCCCUCGCCAGUGCCCUCUCCGUCGCCCUCUCCUUUGCCAGUGCCCUCACCGGUGCCCUCGCCGUCGCCCUCACCGGUGCCCUCGCCCGUGCCCUCGCCAGUGCCGUCGCCAUCACCCUCGCCGUCGCCAGUGCCCACGCCGGUGCCCUCACCGGUGCCCUCGCCCGUGCCCUCGCCGUCGCCAUCGCCGGUGCCCUCGCCAGUGCCCUCGCCGGUGCCCUCUCCGUCGCCCUCUCCUUCACCAAUGCCCUCACCGUCGCCAUCACCGUCGCCGUCGCCGGUGCCCUCGCCAGUGCCCUCGCCGGUGCCCUCGCCUGUGCCCUCGCCGGUGCCCUCGCCUGUGCCGUCGCCAGUGCCCUCGCCCAUGCCCUCGCCCGUGCCAUCGCCUGUGCCCUCGCCAGUGCCCUCGCCGUCGCCCUCUCCUUCGCCGGUGCCGUCACCCUCGCCGUCGCCAGUGCCCUCGCCAGUGCCCUCGCCGUCGCCCUCUCCUUCGCCGGUGCCCUCGCCAGUGCCCUCGCCGGUGCCCUCGCCGUCGCCCUCUCCUUCGCCAGUGCCCUCGCCGGUGCCCUCGCCGUCACCAUUGCCCUCACCGUCGCCCUCACCGGUGCCCUCGCCCGUGCCCUCGCCGGUGCCCUCACCGUCACCCUCGUCGUCGCCAUUGCCCUCACCGGUGCCCUCGCCAGUGCCCUCGCCGUCGCCGUCGCCGGUGCCCUCGCCCGUGCCCUCACCGGUGCCCUCGCCGUCACCCUCACCGUCGCCAAUGCCCUCACCCGUGCCCUCGCCGGUGCCGUCGCCAGUGCCCUCGCCGGUGCCCUCGCCGUCGCCCUCUCCUUCACCUGUGCCCUCGCCGUCGCCCUCGCCGGUGCCCUCGCCGUUACCCUCGCCGGUGCCCUCGCCGGUGCCCUCACCAUUGCCUUCGCCAUUGCCCUCACCGUCGCCCUCGCCGGUGCCCUCGCCCGUGCCCUCGCCGGUGCCCUCACCAUCACCCUCGCCGGUGCCCUCGCCUUCACCCUCACCGUCGCCCUCGCCCGUGCCCUCGCCGUCGCCGUCGCCAUUGCCCUCACCAUCACCCUCACCGGUGCCCUCACCGGUGCCCUCGCCCGUGCCCUCGCCGUCGCCCUCGCCAGUGCCCUCGCCGGUGCCCUCUCCGUCACCCUCACCGUCACCAUCGCCGGUGCCCUCACCCGUGCCGUCGCCAGUGCCCUCGCCGGUGCCCUCGCCGUCGCCCUCUCCUUCACCAGUGCCCUCGCCGUCACCCUCGCCGGUUCCCUCGCCCGUGCCCUCGCCGGUGCCGUCGCCAGUGCCCUCGCCCGUGCCAUCGCCUGUGCCCUCGCCAGUGCCCUCGCCGUCGCCCUCUCCUUCACCAGUGCCCUCGCCGUCGCCCUCACCGGUGCCGUCGCCGUCACCCUCGCCGUCGCCAGUGCCCUCGCCAGUGCCCUCGCCGUCGCCCUCUCCUUCGCCGGUGCCGUCGCCGUCGCCAUCGCCGGUGCCCUCGCCCGUGCCCUCGCCGGUGCCGUCGCCGGUGCCCUCGCCGGUGCCGUCGCCGGUGCCCUCGCCGGUGCCCUCGCCGGUGCCGUCGCCGGUGCCCUCGCCCGUGCCCUCACCAUCGCCCUCGCCAGCGCCGUCACCGUCGCCCUCUCCUUCACCGGUGCCCUCUCCGUCGCCCUCGCUGUCGUCCAGCCCCCCGUCGCCGUCUCCCCCCAGCCCCCCGUCGCCGUCUCCCCCCAGCC
Messenger RNA from Astrephomene gubernaculifera, 2838 nucleotides. NCBI's taxonomy places the organism in Eukaryota, Viridiplantae, Chlorophyta, Chlorophyceae, Chlamydomonadales, Astrephomenaceae. The record is from the annotation of a GenBank genome assembly.